Messenger RNA from Lotus japonicus, 4186 nucleotides. RefSeq names its product disease resistance protein RPV1-like. The record is from RefSeq and is a predicted model, not a curated record. Gene Ontology annotation, molecular function: ADP binding. Gene Ontology annotation, biological process: signal transduction; defense response. Lineage: Eukaryota; Viridiplantae; Streptophyta; Magnoliopsida; Fabales; Fabaceae. The transcript has 6 exons. The coding region runs from base 267 to 3569 and encodes 1100 amino acids.
AAAUUUCCUGUGAGUUUCUACAAUAACUGACAGUUUUUUGUCAAUAAGUCAGCAAAUUUAUUACCAUAUACCAGUGAAUACAAUGAAUCACACUGUUACACGAAACAGACAAGACACAGGAAAAUGUAUAGAAAUUUCGGGCUCCUGCAAGGCUGCAACACGUUGAGAACAUAACAUUCAUUCUCUUUUUAUAUGGCAAUCAGGUUCGUGCUCACUCAUACACACCAUUCAUAUUCCACACUUAUCAUUCCAAGCCUUCUUUUCUCAUGGCUUUCCUACCAUCAUCAUCCUCCUCUUCCAUCACCUAUGCAUUCACCUACGAUGUGUUCAUCAGCUUCAAGGGUUCUGAUACCCGCUAUGACUUUACCGGCAAUCUCUACAAAGCUCUCUAUGGUAAGGGAAUUCACACUUUUAUUGAUGACAAGGAGCUUCACAAAGGGGACGAAAUCACACCAUCACUUGAGAAGGCCAUUCAAAACUCCAGGAUUUUCAUUGUUGUCCUCUCUAAGGACUAUGCGUGCUCCUCAUUUUGCUUAGAUGAACUUUCCAAGAUUCUUGACUGCUCUCAGGAAGAGGGUCGUCUUGUUUGGCCAGUUUUUUAUGGUGUGGAUCCUUCUGAUGUGCGAAAGCAAAUUGGGACGUUCGGAGAAGCAAUGGCCCUGCAUACAGAGAGGUUCAAAGAUAACAAGGACAAGUUGCAAAAAUGGAGGAUAGCUCUACAACAAGUAGCUGAUUUGUCAGGCUGGCAUUUCAAACAUGGAGAUGGAUAUGAACACGAGUUUAUCGGAAAGAUCAUUAAUGAAGUUUCAAGAAAGAUGAAUCGUGUUGCUUUACCUAUUGUUGAUUACCCGAUUGGACUAGAGUCACAAGUGCGACAAGUAGUUUCGCUUUUGGAUGUUGGGUCUAUUAAUAGAGUUCACAUGGUAGGGAUCCAUGGAAUAGGGGGAAUUGGUAAAACGACACUUGCUCUAGCAGUUUACAAUUCCAUUGCUGACCAUUUUGAAGGUUUAUGUUUUUUGGAGAAUGUUAGAGAAAAUUCAAACAAACAUGGGUUACUACAUCUCCAAAAGACCCUUCUUUUGGCUUUCCUUGGAGAGAAGGAAAUUGAGAUAACAAGUGUCAAGCAUGGAAGUUCAAUAAUACAACAUCGGCUCCAACAAAAAAAGGUUCUUCUGAUUCUAGAUGAUGUUGACAAGAAGGAGCAAUUAAAUGAUAUUAUUGGAAGACCUAAUUGGGUUGGUCCUGGUAGUAGAGUCAUCAUCACAACCCGAAACCAACAAUUGCUAGCAUGCCAUGGGGUUGAAAUAACAUACAAAGUGGAAGAGUUGACGAAGGAAGAUGCUACCAAAUUGUUCACAUGGAAAGCUUUUAAAAACCAGGAAGUUAAUUCAAGUUAUGAGGACUUAUUGAACCAAGCAUUGAGUUGUGCUUCCGGCCUUCCGUUAGCCUUGGAAGUAAUAGGUUCUAACUUGUUUGGAAAAACAAGGGAAGAAUGGGUGUCUGCAUUAGAACAAUAUAGGAGGAUUCCACUUGAAGAUAUCCAAAAGAUACUUGAAGUGAGCUUUGAUGCUUUGGAGGAAGAAGAGAAGAAUGUUUUCCUAGACAUUGCUUGUUGCUUCAAAGGAUAUGAAUUGGGAGUGGUCAAGGACUUACUUUGUGCUCAUUAUGGUUUCUGCAUAGCAAAUCACAUUAAGGUGUUGGUUCAAAAGUCUCUCAUAACGAUUACUCCGUAUUUGAGUGAAUUGACACUACAUGACUUAAUUGAGGAUAUGGGUAAAGAAAUCGUGCGACAAGAAUCACCUAAAGAUCCCGGAAGCCGCAGUAGGCUAUGGUCUCUUGAAGAUAUAUUUGAAGUUUUGGAAGAAAAUACGGGAACAAGCAAAAUUGAAAUGAUGCAUCUAGAUUACCCGUCAUUUGAAGAAGUGGAUUGGGAUGGAGAGGCUUUCAAAGAGAUGAAAAAACUGAAAACACUUGUCAUUAGAAAAACUCAUUUUUCUAAAGGUCCAGAGCAUCUUCCAAAUAGUUUAAGAGUACUAGAGUGGUGGAAAUACCCUUCACAACAUUUACCAAGUGAUUUCCGUCCAAAGAAACUUUCCAUAUGCAAAUUACCCGAGAGUAGGUUUAUGUCAUUGGAGUUGCUAAGUUCAUCAAAGAAGUUCGUGAGUAUGAAAGUCUUAAAUCUCAAUCGGUGUGGAUCAUUAACACAUAUACCUGACGUAUCUGGUCUCCCAAAUUUAGAAGAGCUUUCAUUUAAAGAUUGUUCAAAAUUAAUUACGGUUGACUGUUCGGUUGGGUUGUUGGCCAAACUUAAAAGCUUGAAUGCUCGUCAUUGCUCCCAGCUUAGGAGUUUUCCUCCCCUCAAGCUGCCCUCUCUUGAAGAACUCGGGCUUGAAGGUUGUUCAAGUCUUGAGAGUUUUCCAGAAAUAUUAGAAGAGAUGGAAAAUAUAAGUAAGCUUGAUUUGAGUGGCACUAAAAUAAGUAAAUAUCCACAUUCAUUUGGAAAUCUGACUCGACUUCGAUUAAUGUGGGUUUAUCACUUGCUGCCACCAAGGAGCUUAGACACGAUGCCACAACUAUUAUGGCACACAAUCAAUCAGCGGCGGAUAUGGGAAGAGGAUAGCGAGAGUGAGAGUGAAGAAGAAGUGAUGGAUGGUGGAGCUAUGGAAUUAGUUCCGACAUUGUUUCCUAACUUGAAUGAAAAAAAGAGUUCCAUGCUUUUGCCUUCAAAACUAGAACAUCUUUUUCUCUAUAAGUGCGACCUGUUAGAUGAAUAUUUAGUAUUAGUUCCCUUGUUCUUUCCUAACUUGAAAGAAUUACACAUAGAGGAUUGUCCAUCAAUCACAGUUGAGCAACUUAGAGAAAUUUGUGAGGGGAUUUUGCCAAGAUUAAACAAGUUAGUUGUAUUCGGAUGUCCAUCCUUGAGUUCCAGUUGUAGAAGCAUGUUGGUGAGGCAGGAACUGCAUGAGGCUGUAGAAAUUGAUCUUCAAUUGCGAAACUUACAGAUUCCAGAGUGGUAUGAGCACCAGAACAUGGGUCGAUCUCCGUCACUUUCUUUCUGGUUUCGUAACAAAGUCCCUCUCAUCUUACUAUGUAUUGCUUCUCCACCUUCGCCAAAUAUGCCUGACCAUGAUUAUUCAUGUGAUUAUUCACUCAGAGUAAAUUCCUUCAUCAAUGGCUCUAAAGGUGAAAAAUUUAGAGUAAUUUGGGGUUGUACUCUUCUUAAGAGGCUAAGCAAAGACUACUUUGAUACACAUAUGAGCGAAAGAUGCAGGAUAUCAAAAAAUGAGUGGAAUCAUGUGGAGUUUAGGACUGAAAGGGGCUUUGAUUUUGGAAUUGGAAUCCAUGUAUUGAAAGAGCAAAACAUGCAGGAUAUCCGAUUCAUCAAUCCUUUAGACUUGAACUUGGCACUUAGAAGGAUUACCCCUUGGAGUAAGUCUUGCUUUGGAGUGUAUCAUGCGAAUUCCUUGGAGUCCAACUUCUUACUGCAUACACCAAAGAUUGUCCCUUCUCGAGGGAACCGAUUCAGAUUUAAUGAAAACCAACAUGGAUUGACAUCUCCAAUGACAUAGAUGGAGCAGUUGUGGACUCGGGAAAAGGCUCUUGUAAAAUCUUCACAAGCCCUCUGGUUUCUUAAGAUGCAAAAUAUUCAGGUCCCAUGUCCCACUUUAUCAAGUGACAAAGUUAGUGGAGACAACUGCACGUAAGAAUCUGUGGCCGUAGUUUAUCAACAACAAUUGAUGACUCUUUCACAAAGCAUAUUGAACAAAGUCAACACAUGAUGUACUUGGAAGAAUUUUAUUUGGCUUCUUUAAUGUUGGGACUCGUGUUAUUUGAUGUUCCUAGUUUCCUCUGAUAAAUCAUCAAGCAUGGCAAAUCGAAAUACAUUCAAUGAUGCUUCAGUUUUGUUCCCAAUUUGUCUGUAGAUGAUGCAUAUCAGCAGACAUGAGAACAUUGAUAUGAGAAGCUUCAUAGGAGUUCAUCAUAGUUAAAUUAUUUUCACUGUUGAAUUAGAACCAAAAAAAUUGAUAAGUUUUAGUCUUGUGCUUUAAAAUUCAUAAUAAGCUUCUUUCUAGAUGCAUCCAUAUCAAUGAGAUUGUGCUUUUCAUCUCAUGAUAAGAUCUCAACUCACAUGGAAACAAAACAAUAAAAGAAAAAGCUGAAUCUACUGUUUUUAAGUUGUUUGAUA